Pseudomassariella vexata is the source of this 2073-nucleotide messenger RNA. RefSeq lists its product as uncharacterized. Bases 1 to 2073 code for a protein of 690 amino acids. The transcript is spliced from 5 exons. NCBI's taxonomy places the organism in Eukaryota, Fungi, Ascomycota, Sordariomycetes, Amphisphaeriales, Pseudomassariaceae. The record is from RefSeq and is a predicted model, not a curated record.
AUGGGUCUUACGAGAUCCGGAGUGCUGGCCCUGGGCUGGGUUAUAACGGCCUGCUUAGCGAGUCCAAUGGCACUGGACCUGUCUGUGUUAAACGCACCGGAUGCUGAUCUUCUCGUACGUGAAGGUAUCGCGCUUGCAAAUUCUCGAGACCUAGAAAAACGGCUUUCGGCCGACUUCUCGAUGGAAAAGACAUGGAAGGACGAAGUGCUUUUCGGCGGUUCCUGGACCGAUACUCAGGAUAACGGUGCUCUCAGUACUGCACUCACAAUCACGUGUGUGGACUGCUACACCAAGGGAACUGUCACCGCGGAAUUGUGGGAGGAUCUUAUCCAUCCGUCUGUCAAACUUGAGUUCAACCAGAUUGAAGCAUACGUUUUCCUUGGGCUCGAGACAAACGCGGCACAGACGUUCUCUGUCAACCUGUUCAUGUCUAACUCUCCUAUUGGAUUGGGAUUCCCGGGACUCAGUGUGGGUGUUGUCUUCUUCGUAGAUUUGGUCUUCAGCCUGACGGAGGAAAUCGACCUCACCGGGGGAUUUUACGUGAAACUGGCAGAUGGGGCUUUCCUUGAAGCUGACAUUUUUGGCGGUGACAUCACCAACUCCUUUUUUGAUGGAAUUAGCAGCAAGUCUCUGCCAGUAACCGUAACGUCAGGUACAGCCACGUUCAAGGCGGAUCUUAGGCUUCGCGUCCAAUGUGGUGCAGAGUCGAGUAUAGACGUAUUCGGAAUCGGGGCCGGCGCCGUCGUCGGCAUCUACGCAAAUAUCAUCGAGUUCGUGGCGGUUAUUGACUCGACGCCGACGUGCGCGCUGGAGAGUACGGAGUGGUGGGAUCUCAAUGUUGGAGCUCUCUGCAAUAUCCCUCUCAAGUGUGAUCGUCCCGGCGUUGGUGUCAUCAAGACGCUGAAGCUAAUUCCGACUCCUGCAGCUUACGCCCAUCUUGACGUCGUUAUCGAUUGGAAGACCCUUGGACCGGUCCCAACAGUAUCGACGACAUUGCUCACUGCUCCGACUAUGUCGCAAUGCUGGAUAGAGGGGGGUGGCUCAUCUAGUGUAUCGGCCACGGUGACGGCCACAACGACAGGUGUCAUUACAUCCCCAGCCGCGGUCUCGGCAUCCCUCAGCGAACCGUUUUCUGCUACAGACUCCUCGUCGUAUAGCAAUCCGGCAACGCCCUUGGUUUCUUCAUUUAUUAGCAAUUCAGCUCGAGCUUCAGCCUCCGUCAGCCUCCCACUCCCGACCUCAUACGGCCCAAGCAUCACCGAGACGACUUUCAACCCCGUCAACACAACAUCUUCGGCGCCAGUCACCACCUCUUCCCCGCCUCUUACCUCGCUCGUCGGCUCUUCCGGCGUAUACAGCCACAGCUCCCCCCUAUCCAACUCUUCCUCCUAUCCCGGCAUCACCGAUACCGACCUGGUGACAUCCACAGUCUACUCCACGACGGUCUACACCAUAACCGCCUGCGCUGCAGGAGUCAUUAAUUGCCCCGCAUCGUAUCAGAAGGAACUCAUCGUCACGCAAACGAUCGACAGUUUCACCACCAUCUGCGCCGCCUCAGCCAACAUCACCGCUCCUCCGCAAGCCGAAGCGCCAACCAUGACUACUACCCUCGCUUCCCCGGACGCCGUGCAUGUCAUCACGGACGCAGUAACCCUCAUUCCGUGCCCUAUCCCCAUCAUCGCUACCUUUGUUCCCCCAAGCUCCCUGGCCGUGACUGCUUUGGCCAAGGGAGAAGCUUCAGUGAUACCGGAGACGACCGCAGCGCUUCUCAGAACAGUAACAACACCAGCCGCCCAUUCUAUUCAUGCAGAUAUGGCGAGCAAGUGGACGAAUACCACAACGACUAUCGCCCGUACCGGAGCAUUGAUAUCAUUCUCGUACUCUACCAGUGCAAGUGCCAUAGGUAUAAGUUCCUCAACCUCCGCGACCCAAGCCCAGGUCGUCAGUGCAGCAGCAGCUCGAGUCGAGGGCGCCUUCUUGGCUGCCGCCGCUGCCGCCUUUGUUGCAAUGGUCCAUAUUCUACACAGACACACACCUUUACUAGUUGCGGGGGCUUCCGUAGCGGAAGAAUAG